AUGGAAAAGGAGGCAAUGUUCCCGCACUUUAGUGUCAUUCAAAAUAAUUACCAAACAAGGCAACAUUUUGCAAACAAAAGGAGGGAACAUAGUUUCACCCUUGUAAUGUCAUCCCCAAAAUGUGUGUGCAAGGAGAUAAUUGAACAAAUCCAAAUCCCCCGGAUGUUCCCCCCAUUUAUUGUCAUUCUGAAUAGAUACCAGGGAGGGGAACAUUUUGCACACGGGAAAAGGAAAGAUAAUUUCACACGUGUAAUAUCAUCCCGGAAAUGUCUGUGCAAAGAAAUAAUUGAGCAAAUGGAAAAGGAACCAAUCUUCCCCCCCUGUACUGUCAUUCGGACUAAUUACAAGACGGGGACAAAUUUUGCCCAAAGGGAAAAGAGAAAUAAUUUCACACGUGUAAUGUCAUUCCGAAAUUGUGUGUGGAAAGAAAUAAUUGAACAAAUGGAAAAGGAACGAAUCUUCCACCCCAUUGCUGUCAUUCAGAAUAAUUACCGGACGGUGACAAUUUUUCCCCGAAGGAAAAGGAAAAAUAAUUUCAGACGUGUAAUGUCCUUCCCAAAAGGUGUGUCCAAGGAAAUAAUUGAACAAAUGGGAAACAGACGAAUAUUCCCCCCCUUUACUUUCAUUCGGAAUAAUUACGAGACGGGGACAAAUUUUGCAGACAAGAAUGAAGUGGGAUGA
This is a messenger RNA of Plasmodium inui San Antonio 1, 681 nucleotides long. RefSeq lists its product as hypothetical. The record is from RefSeq and is a predicted model, not a curated record. NCBI's taxonomy places the organism in Eukaryota, Apicomplexa, Aconoidasida, Haemosporida, Plasmodiidae. The transcript has a single exon. Bases 1 to 681 code for a protein of 226 amino acids.